Heterostelium album PN500 is the source of this 564-nucleotide messenger RNA. RefSeq lists its product as uncharacterized. NCBI's taxonomy places the organism in Eukaryota, Evosea, Eumycetozoa, Acytosteliales, Acytosteliaceae. The record is from RefSeq and is a predicted model, not a curated record. The transcript is spliced from 2 exons. The coding region runs from base 1 to 564 and encodes 187 amino acids.
AUGCACGAGCUCUCACCCUAUCUACCAGCGAUAUUCCCAUAUCUUGGCCAGCUCAUGGAUAGAAUCGAACAAAUAAUACCACAACUCGACUAUCUCGCACCUUAUUUACAAUAUAUAAUACCAAAUCUAGAUGAACUUUUACCAAAUAUUGGAAAUGUAUUGGAUAGAAAUAGAUCGAUAGUUCCUUACAUACAAGAUUAUAUAUAUUCAGCACAGGCUGCUAGAAUGAACUACGGGUCGAUUCAAACUGAAAGAAAUCAAUCGAUGAAACAUAUACCACCACCACCACCACCACCGCUAGCAGCAGCAGCACCAGCAUCUCUUCCUCAACCAGUGAUCAACCAUUACUCUAUGAAUACCUAUAAACUAGAUCCAUCGAUGCCUCCAGCCACUCUUCCUAUGUAUCACAAGAAAACACUUCGUGAGAGAAUCAAAGAUAAAUUUAGAAAACAUCACGACAAAGAUGAAGACGAUAUAGCUGCACUAAAUGAUCUAGAUGAGUUCAAUCACAGACAAAACUUAAUCUCUAUUCAUAAUAGUAGAGCAAGAUCACCAACCCAAUAA